Penicillium odoratum is the source of this 1212-nucleotide messenger RNA. Its product is annotated as Zn(2+) transporter YKE4. The record is from RefSeq and is a predicted model, not a curated record. Lineage: Eukaryota; Fungi; Ascomycota; Eurotiomycetes; Eurotiales; Aspergillaceae. Gene Ontology annotation, cellular component: membrane. Gene Ontology annotation, molecular function: zinc ion transmembrane transporter activity. Gene Ontology annotation, biological process: zinc ion transmembrane transport; intracellular zinc ion homeostasis. Bases 1 to 1212 code for a protein of 403 amino acids. The transcript has 4 exons.
AUGGCUUCGAUGUUUUCUCGUCGGACAGGCUUUGCCAUCGCAGCAGGAUGUCUUUUAUUUUCAGCAUUGGCCGCGGCCAAUGUUCGUCCUGAAGAUCUAUCUGUUAGCCAGAUCGAAGAACAGCUGCAGAAUUGCCCUCUUGUUGAAUCCCUCAAUGAGCACAAAAGAUCCACAGUCCCGGAAACCACGAGCUUUACAGCGAAAAUAUUCGCUGUUCUCUUCCCAGGGAGCCCCGCCGUGAACGCCCUGCUCGCGACGCUGUAUAUUUCCGGUCCACCCAACUUCCUCCUGGCACUAUGCCCUCCCAACAUUGACCCAUCUUCUUUAUCCGUCAUGGUCGCUUUCGCCGUCGGUGGAUUACUAGGUGACACGCUCUUCCACCUCCUCCCUGAAAUUUUCCUCGGUGAAGACUCCCCCGAUCACGUCAGCUUCGUAAUGGUCGAGCCAAACAAGAACCUCCUUCUCGGACUAGGAAUCAUGGUCGGCUUCUUCACCUUCGUAGCAAUGGACAAGACACUGCGCAUCGCAACAGGCGGCGGUGGUCACGACCACUCGCACAGCCACGCACAUCCAGAGGCUGUAUCUGCAUCCACAAGCAGUGCCGAGACUGACAAGGCGACCGGUGAUCUGAAGCAGCGCAAGUCGAAAAAGUCCGACGCCAUCUCUGCCGCCCCUGAAGAGGAAAAGGAAGUUAACCCUAGCGUCAAGCUGGGCGGAUACCUUAACUUAAUUGCGGAUUUCACACACAACAUCACGGACGGUCUAGCUCUUUCCUCGUCAUUCUAUGCAUCACCUACCCUCGGUGCAACCACUACCGUUGCAGUAUUCUUCCACGAAAUCCCGCAUGAGGUAGGUGACUUCGCUUUGCUCAUCCAGUCUGGCUUCUCGAAGCGCAAGGCCAUGGGCGCGCAGUUCGUCACCGCCGUAGGUGCCUUCCUGGGUACGUUGAUCGGUAUUGCGGUACAGGAGUUUGGCGGAAGUGCUGGGCUGGAGGAUGCCCCUACUUCUGGUCUUUGGGGUACAAGCCUUACUUGGGGUGACAUGCUACUUCCCUUUACAGCGGGAACCUUCUUGUAUGUUGGGACUGUGGCUGUUAUUCCCGAGUUGCUGGAGACUGGAAAGGACAAGGGCGCCGAGGUGCGCAAGACCAUUACGCAAUUUUUGGCUGUUGCUCUCGGCGCGGGGAUUAUGCUUGCAAUCUCUUGGCAUUAA